AUGUGGACUUCCCUGCCGAUGCUCUUGUUUCACUCGUUUUUUUUCUUCUACGGAUUCAAGUGGGCUUCGGGUUUCGUCUGUCCGAGAAUCUGCCGCUGUUACUCUAAUACAAUUAGAUGCAACAAUGUGACACAAGGGUCAGCGCUGAUGACGGACCACAGAGACAUAAGACUGUUUCUCUAUCACUUGGCUUUGCGCACUAUUUCAAGUCAUUCAUUUGAGGGUUUGAAAGGAGUCCAGAGGAUUGAAAUUGCUCAGAGCGUAACACUGGAAACCAUCGAGACAUUAGCAUUUAAUAACCUCCCCAACCUCUCUGAAAUCUCAAUCCAGAACACAAGGAGUCUGAUGCACAUCGGCAAAAGGACAUUUAACAAUCUUCCCAAACUACGUUACUUGAGUAUCUCAAAUACCGGGAUAACAAUUUUUCCUGAUAUUACAUCUAUCACUUCUCUUGAAUCAGAGUUUAUCUUGGAUAUCUGUGACAACCUGUAUCUACUGGAAAUACCCCAAAAUGCUUUCAUUGGAUUGACAAAAGAAUAUGUUACAAUGAACCUGUACAACAACGGCAUCAGAGAAAUACGUGACCACGCCUUCAACGAAACAAAGAUAGAUAAGCUGGUAUUAAAGAAUAACAGAAACCUCAAAGUGAUCCACAAGGAUGCCUUCAAGGGAGCAACAGGCCCUGGAGUCUUGGACGUGUCUGCAACAGCGCUCACAAAGUUACCAACGCAUGGACUGGAGUCAGUUCUGGUGUUGUUCGCUCAGUCAGCAUAUUCCUUGAAGAGUCUGCCCCCUCUGCAGGGACUGUGGAGCCUACGAGAGGCCCAUCUCACCUACAACAGUCACUGUUGUGCACUGCUGAGCUGGAACGCCCACAGGGCCUUUCCCACAAAUCCUGCAUGGAAUAAUGACUCUACAUAUUGUGAUGACAGUGACCCAUCAGCAAGGGUUCAGCGUGUGAUUGGAGGUUCAGCAGAUACAAAUCUAUUCAUGGACUUUUCAGACAGCAAUCUGUUUGUGGAGGAUGCAGCCUUUGGAGAUGUGAAUUUCCACUAUCCAGAACUGGCCUUUUGUCAGAACCGACCAACUUUGGUUUGCACACCUGAAGCAGAUGCUUUUAAUCCCUGUGAGGACAUUGCAGGUUUCAGUUUUCUCAGAGUGGCUGUCUGGUUUAUCAACAUACUGGCCAUCACAGGUAAUCUAACAGUCCUCCUGGUCUCCUUCACCAGCCGCAAUAAGCUGACGGUGCCUCGGUUCCUCAUGUGCCACCUGGCUUUUGCAGACCUCUGCAUUGGGAUCUACCUGCUGAUGAUUGCCACAGUGGACCUGCACACACGUGGUCACUACAGUCAGCAUGCUAUUGAAUGGCAGACGGGGCCAGGUUGUAGUGCUGCUGGCUUCCUGUCUGUGUUUGGUGGGGAGCUAUCAGUCUACACGCUUUCCACCAUCACCCUGGAGCGCUGGCACACAAUCACCAACGCCCUGCAGGUAGAGCGCCGUCUGGUACUCAAACAGGCAGCGAGCAUAAUGGCUGCUGGGUGGCUCAUCAGUCUUGGGAUGGGGAUGCUACCCCUGGUUGGUGUGAGCAGUUACGCCAAAGUCAGCAUGUGCUUACCCAUGGACAUUGAGACUCCACUGGCUCAGGCCUUCAUCAUAAUUAUCCUGCUCCUCAAUGUGGGAGCCUUCAUCGUUGUCUGUGUUUGUUAUGUGCUGAUCUAUCUGGCUGUAAAGAACCCUGAAUUCCCCAGAAGAAGUGCUGACACCAAGAUUGCAAAGCGCAUGGCUGUGCUCAUCUUUACGGAUUUCCUCUGCAUGGCUCCCAUUUCCUUCUUUGCCAUCUCUGCCGCAUUUAAAGUUCCCCUCAUCACAGUUACUAACUCCAAGAUUCUGCUGGUCCUCUUCUUCCCUAUCAACUCUUGUGCCAAUCCUUUCCUUUAUGCCAUUUUUACCAAGGCUUUCAGAAAAGACGCAUAUCAGCUCAUGAGUGCCAUGGGAUGCUGUAAAAGCAAAGCGAGUGUUUAUCACAUGAAGGCCUACUGCUGUGAAAAUGCAAUUAAACGCAACUUGGGAUCCAAUAAUAAUGGAGCAGGCACAGGAGUGAGGCUGGAGGCAAUGACAGGAUAGAGCCAUCAUCUGAAAGAGGAGGGGAAACUCACCUAAAAACCAAAAGAUGCAAACCUUUGGACUUUGGAUGAGACAAACUGAGGGAAAACAUUUCAUGCUAGAUCUGGAUAAAAAUAUUUACUUGUUGUGACAUAUUGACAUUGAUGACACAUUUUAUUUUGCACUUUUGGAGACAAAGAAAAAACUCCAGAGUGCUUUUUCCUCAACCAUCAAGUCUGAUAUCAGUUCAACUCAGUGAAUAGACUUUUUCAAGGGUGAGAUGUGUUGACUGAUGCAGGAAUUGUCCUGCCUGUUGUUUUCCUGCUUUAAUAGAACAGAAAUCUACAG
This is a messenger RNA of Larimichthys crocea (large yellow croaker), 2451 nucleotides long. RefSeq names its product luteinizing hormone/choriogonadotropin receptor (gene lhcgr). The record is from RefSeq and is a predicted model, not a curated record. The coding region runs from base 1 to 2124 and encodes 707 amino acids. NCBI's taxonomy places the organism in Eukaryota, Metazoa, Chordata, Actinopteri, Sciaenidae. The transcript has 11 exons. Gene Ontology annotation, biological process: adenylate cyclase-activating G protein-coupled receptor signaling pathway; male gonad development; ovarian follicle development. Gene Ontology annotation, molecular function: thyroid-stimulating hormone receptor activity; G protein-coupled peptide receptor activity; luteinizing hormone receptor activity. Gene Ontology annotation, cellular component: plasma membrane.